This is a messenger RNA of Aspergillus sclerotioniger CBS 115572, 1620 nucleotides long. RefSeq names its product ferrochelatase HEM15. NCBI's taxonomy places the organism in Eukaryota, Fungi, Ascomycota, Eurotiomycetes, Eurotiales, Aspergillaceae. The transcript has 3 exons. The coding region runs from base 186 to 1448 and encodes 420 amino acids. The record is from RefSeq and is a predicted model, not a curated record. Gene Ontology annotation, biological process: heme biosynthetic process. Gene Ontology annotation, molecular function: protoporphyrin ferrochelatase activity.
GGACUUUUCGGCUUCCAUAACGCCUGGCCGCAUCGUACAAGCUGUCCUCGCCACGCUCCUGAGCCCACUCAUCUUUUUCAACCACCGAUGCGCAUUCAAUUCGUGGUAGGCUGAUUCGCAAUACAAAGGACCCCUUCUUGUAUGUCCAUUGUCUGGGCCACGAGGAGAUAACAAUAACAACCGCCAUGGCUCUCCGCCGUUCGCUUACUCUCCCCCGGCAAUUGCUGCGACCGGCAACUCGCGCUUCUUUCGGAUAUAGCCAGGAACGAAGACACGGUCUUGCAACAGCGGUCCCUCCCGUCACUCAGGAUGCAACUGGCUCCAAGGGCCCUACGGCAAUGGUUUUUCUGAACAUGGGAGGACCAUCGACGACAGACGAAGUGGAGGAUUUCCUUAGCAGACUCUUCGCCGACGGUGACCUGAUCCCUCUGGGCAAAUUCCAGACGUAUCUCGGGCCUCUCAUUGCGAAAAGAAGGACGCCCAAAAUCCAGAAACAGUACUCGGACAUCGGCGGGGGCUCACCCAUCAGAAAGUGGUCGGAAUACCAAUGCGAGGAAAUGUGCAAGCUGCUGGACAAGAUAAACCCGGAGACUGCACCUCACAAGCCGUAUGUUGCAUUCCGUUACGCCGCGCCUUUGACGGAGCAAGUGUAUACAAAAUUGCUUGAAGAUGGGUUUGGCAACGGCAAAGGUGGCCGUGCUGUCGCCUUCUCGCAGUACCCACAGUACUCUUGUUCCACUACGGGUAGCUCUCUGAAUGAAUUAUGGAAGUGGAGGAAUCGGCUGGAGGGUAAGCGAGCCAACGGUAACGUGGACACUUCCGGAUCUAUCCAAUGGAGCGUUAUCGAUCGGUGGCCCACGCACCCUGGUUUAGUGGAGGCUUUUGCAAAAAACAUUGAGGAUCAACUCAAGACCUACCCUGAAGAGAAAAGAAAGGGCGUGGUUCUCUUAUUCUCGGCCCACAGUCUGCCAAUGAGUGUUGUGAACAGAGGCGAUCCGUACCCAGCUGAAGUCGCAGCGACUGUCCAUGCGGUGAUGCAGAGGCUCAAUUUCAGCAACCCGUACCGUCUAUGCUGGCAGUCUCAAGUCGGACCAAGGGCUUGGCUCGGAGCGCAGACGAGCGAUACAGUCCAAGAGUAUGUGAAGCGUGGGCAGACUGAUAUCGUCCUCGUACCGAUCGCAUUCACUAGCGACCAUAUUGAGACCCUGUAUGAGCUGGAUCUUGAAGUGAUGGAGGAGGCGAAUCAUCCCGGAGUCAAGCGAGCUGAAAGCCUCAACGGCAGCCCCUUAUUCAUACAAGCUCUUGCAGAUGUUGCUCAAGAGCACUUGCAAAAAGGCGAGAAGUGCUCUCUGCAAAUGACAUUGCGGUGUCAAGGCUGCAAGAGUGAGAGGUGUUUAGAGCAGAAGAAGUUCUUUGCUGGUGAAAAGGAUGCUUCUCUGGUUGUAUAAAUUGCUGGAUGCAACGUCCCCUUUCUGAUAAGAUUUUCCUGGGUGUGGCUGGCGUUUCGUGUACGAUAGUUUAUACCUACAAUCCAUGGAGGUUGGCAUUGCGACAAAAUUGGCAGUGAAGAACGAUUUGCCCUUGCAAACACCCUUAUGUGGGCUUUGCUUUACUAUCCGC